UGGUGUGCAUUCAGGAUACAGCAUUUGGUCCUGGAAAGCUCCACAGUUCUUCACCAGAGCUCGCUUUUUCCUACAUUGUGCACUAGUUUUUCUGAAGAAUUUACCUGCAACAACACUGUCACAGUUGAAUGACAGCUGCUAAAAUCCACCUCCUGAAGACUCCUCACGCUUCUGUUACAGCAUGAAGAACUGAUUCAAAUCCAGCGGCGGUCCUGCUUCCUGGAUCCAACCCGGCAGAGAUGCAGUUUGGUCGCCAGGUCACCAGCAGCACCGCUCUCCAGAUCCCUCCCCAGCCUGGCAGUGCUGCAUUCAGGAACCGACAUCCGAUCCUGCUGGACACCAUCCAGCCCAUCCUGGUCAGGGCCAUCAUCAACCCAAAGCGGGGAAUGGAGGAACCCUUUCAGUCACAGACACCACAACCCCCCAGGAGCUGUGGUUCGCCUGGGAAUGCUGGGAAGUCAUGCUGGAACCUGGAUGUGAGGGUGGCGGUGCUUCUGGUGACUCUGGCUGGAGCUGUAAUCCUGCUGCUGCUCUACAGACUCCUACAGCUGAGACACAGGUUGAGGUUGGCAAGGGCUCGCCACGCUUUGGAGUACUACAGCUUCUACCACACCGCCACCUACACCCUCAAACAGCCCACGCCUUGUCAGGAGGUACCAGCUAAGAAUGGGUCGCUCCCUGAGGCUGCUCCACCGAUCCAAACCAUAACCACGGUGACGCCUGCUGUCAUCACCACAGUGCCGCCUCCACCUGCAGCCCCACCACCUGCAAAGCCGCUCCCACCUCCACCCAUCCUACCAACACCUCCCGUCCUACAACCUCCACCUGUUCUGCCACCCCCACCUGUCCACCCUCCACCCACUCUUCCUCCACCACCGGCCGUCCUGUCCCUACCGCUACCCCUACCUGUCAUCCACACCACCCCGCCCAGUCCUCACCUGUCCUGGGGCGCCUGUUCAGAUGCAGAUGUUUACUCUCGGAUCGGAGCUUUCAGGCCCUCGAGGCUCUCCAGCCUCUCCAGCCAAUCCACGGUCAUCCUGUUCGAACACUCGUCUCUCUAAACUCUUACACUGAUUGUAGUGAUGACCAAACAGUUUUCUGACACUCUUGCUUAGAUAAUGUAUGUAUGCUAGAUAAGGUGCAUAUAAAAGGCUGAGAGGAAUGUUUGAAGAUAAGAUACACUCAGGGUUUUUUAGGACUUUGAACUCAAGCCACUCAAUUGAUUUUUCUUUAAAAAGAACCAGAUUUGGUACAAGAAAAAAAAUGCAGUUUGGAUCAAAACAACUCAGCUGUAAUUAUAUAUAUUUUUUGCUCUAUUGUAUAUUAAGGCUUUCCUCUACAUUUAGGCUAAGAAAGGCUCAGAGCUCCCUCAAGUCGCAUCUAUUCUGAAACCUGUUUCUGAGGUAAAUGACAAAGGUAUGCUUGAAAAAAGACUCAUGAUUGUAGCACUCAGACAUGCAGAACUAUCUGUAAAGUGUUACUUUUGGAUUAUACACUUUAUGAACAUGUUAAUAGGAACUGACAGUGAUCUAACAGACUUGAUGUCAAGGAUUGAAAAAGAUGUUGGAAAUUUGAGAUUCUACUCCAUGUUGAUGUGACUUUUUUUCUGCAGAUUUGUCAGCUGCACAUUCAUCUUUGCAAAGGUGUUCUGCUGGAUUCAGAUCUGGUGACCAAUGGAGUCACCUGAAUUCACUGUGAUUUUCAUGGGGCCAGUAGACGGUUAUUGGUUUCCAUGGUGCUUUAAAAUGCUGGAGGCUGGCAUUAGAAGAUGGCAAACUGCUGCCACAAAGGGAUGUGCAACACUCAGGCGGGGUGUGGCAUUCAAACAGUGACUAACUGGUAUUGGGGAGCCCCAAGUCAGCCAUGAAACUGUGGACACAAGGAAGGUUUGGUUCAUGGACUCAAUAGAUGAAUCUACUAUCUUUCACAUUUGGUCAACUUCUAAAUCUACAAUAGGACAAGAUGUAACAGUGAAAAAAGUCUUGCAAACUUUGUAUUUUGUACAAUAUACUGUGACUACUGAUAUGUGGAAUAUUUGUUUUCUUGGUUCUUUGAUGUUUACAAAGAGAAAUAUACAAGAAUUUCAUGUACAAAAAGAACAAAACUGCCACUAUAAUGCUCAUUGUCUGCAGGGGGGGAGAAGGGUUAAAGACACUGCAGCUGUUGCUUGUUCUUGCCUGUAGGAGGCAGUUUGUCUGCUUUUAUUACUGACAAGGCAAAAUGCCGAAUAUGACAGAGGUCCAUUGUGGAUGAGUGAGGAAAUAACAUCACAGUUAACAAAGACAAUUAGAGUUAAACUGUUUUGUCAUAAUUUGCAUUUUAAAAUGUAUUAGCAAGCUGUUCUUUUUAAAACGACCCUGUGUACACUUUUUACUGCAGCAUGAAGCUUUUCUAUGUGCGUUCUUCAAAAUGGAUAAAUAACAUUUUACAAUGAAAACUUCCUAUUAAUAUGAAUCAUAUCGAGAACACAAACACAUUCAUAUUCAUCCUCGCUUGACAUUCCCUCGUUAUAUUUAAUUCCCUCUGCCGUAUAUUGUUACAAAUGUCUUUCCUGCUCAGCUUACAACCAAUUAAGAGACAAUGCAGCAGCACAUGUACAGAUUGAAUUAGCGAGCUUUUAGUAUGGAGACAGCAGCCUCACCAGCAGGCUUAGAUAGAGAAAAGAGUUAAAGAGGCACGUCAUGAAGAGUCUCAGUUUUCAACCCGACAAGAAGAAAGCAACAAACAGCUAUCAACAAAAACAACUUCCCUUAUGAAUUUACAAACUAGUGUUGAAUUAUAAAUGAGCGGUCAGUUGGGAAAACAUGCUUAAAUAUUGAAGGACAAUUUAUCUUAACUGAUGGUUAGAGCUAACUUAGACACUGAGAUUACCAUAGAAACAACAGGCAGAUGUUACCUGUGUGUAAACAGGGCUUCUUUAUACUAAGAUCAAUCUAUCAAUCUGUGCUCAUUUGUAAAAGUCUUGGUUAGAUCAGUGAGGGACAAAUUAUUCACAAGCUGUCGAUAAUUGCCUGCUGUACCAAAUUAUGUUUGUUAAUUAUUGUGCCAUGUUUCAAAUGUAUUGAAGAGACGAUUUGAAAUGCAGGGAAAACGUCAGUCAUGAUAUAAGACUGUAAAGUGGAGGAAAAGCACCAAUGUGGAACAGGGAGGAACCUUGCCAUGACAAACCAGCUCAGGAAAUGCCUCCCAUCUGAGGAAACAAUGAGCUCUGCUAAAGUAGCAACACAAUAAAAAAGGAAGAAGGAUUACAAAAGGUUAGGAUUCAUAGUUUGGGGACUUGUAAGUUGCAGAAUGCAGGAAAAACAACUGAUUGUUUAUUGCAAUGAGAUACAUUUAUCACUUGUAAUCCUCUUAACACCACUGUGCUUAAAAGGCUUGUUUUCUGUGAAAGAAUCAUUCAACUUUUCAAAUGUUUGUAAUAAAUACCAUCAGUUUUGUGUGGUUUCAUAGAGACAAAUGAUUUAUAUAAAUAAAUAAGCUUAAAAUUGU
This is a messenger RNA of Acanthochromis polyacanthus (spiny chromis), 3489 nucleotides long. Its product is annotated as inverted formin-2. Bases 240 to 1061 code for a protein of 273 amino acids. The record is from RefSeq and is a predicted model, not a curated record. NCBI's taxonomy places the organism in Eukaryota, Metazoa, Chordata, Actinopteri, Pomacentridae. The transcript is spliced from 3 exons.